CUCGGUAGUUUUUAGUUUAGAAGGCGUUGGAAGUGGAAAUAAUUCACGUGCGUCUUGAUUUUAACAUUGUGAAAUAUGCAGGAUUCCAUAGAAGACUACAUAAAAAUCGCUGGUGUUAGAAAAGAUGGUAAAUCUGCAGUAAAUCAAGAGAAGCUUGCAAGUAUCAGAGCAACCCUUGAAUCUAAAAGAAGAGCAGAUGAAUAUUCUCACACUAUUGUAGAGUUUCUCAUUGAAGGAAAACUAAGGCCUAAAGUAUUUCUAAAGAGUUUAAAUAGUAUCAAUGAGUCACUAUAUGAAGAUGUGGUGGAUGAAAGAGCAAUUACAAAAUUAUGUGGAUAUCCCAUUUGUGGAAACUCAAUACCUGAUAUCCCUGAGAAAAAAUACAUCAUUCUGGCAAAAGUUAAUAAAGUUUAUGACCUGACUGAUAGAAAAAAAUACUGUAGUAAUUUUUGUUACAAAGCAAGCACACACAUAAAAAGUCAAAUUGAUAAUUCACCACUAUGGCUAAGAAAAGCAGACACAAUUUAUGAAUACAAUUUGCUGCCAAAUACCAGCAGUGGUCUCACACCUGGAGAAGAAUUGGUUAAUGGAAUACAACUUCCAGUGGAUGAAGGUACUUUUACAUCAGUUACUGAUUUUACAGAAGCUUGUUUAGAUGAGGCUGAAGACAACCUGCCAGAUGAUGAUAUUGAUAAAUGUAAGAAGAAUACCGAAGAUAAUAUUUCACUUGGAAAACCUAUUUUGAAGAAAUCUACAAGUCAGGAAAAAGAUGUGCUUAAUGAGAAUGAAACAGUCGCAGAACCAAAACCUUCAACAUCAAAAAAGGUUCAAUUUAUUGACAAUAUUAUUCCACAAUCAUGUGAUGGAGAUAAAAAAGCAAAUGAACAAAGGGAACUCAAUGAAAGUAUUCAAAACAUAUGCAGAUCACUAAAUAUUACAUUAGAUCUUAAUGCCCCACAAGAAACAUUACCAGACAACAACAAAAUUCAAAAUAAUGAAUCAGAAAUUCUAAUUGAUCAUGAAAAAAUGAAUAGAGCUAUAGAGAAAGUCAAUGAGUCUGAAAAACAACGAAACAAACAUCCGCAAAUCAUAGACACUAAAGUAAAUCCAGAAUAUCGUUCACGGACUUAUCUAUUGAAUAAUAAAGUGAAUCCUGUGGUAUCUAUGGAAGCACCAAAGUACUCGCAACGGAUUAUGAAAUUAUCUAAUCAAAAAGAUACAACUGCAAGUGAUGUAAAUGAAAUAAUUGAAAAGGUGAAGAAUGUAAACAUAAAUAAGAAACAAAAGGUACCAACUGUGUAUGAUGACAAGAUGCAGAAAAUCAUGGAGAAAAUUAAAAACAAGCAAACAAUUGAAAAGAAAGGAGUAGUUAUGAUUGACACUGUAGAGAAUCCUGAAAUAAACAGAGUGCAUGUUGAACAAGUAGAAAAAGUGCCUGUUGACUCAUCUAAUUGUUUAGGUAGUGCGGACUGCGCAGCGGUAAUCAAUGCUUUUCGUAAAUGGUUAACAAUUGAAACCUUUUUAUAUAUACAUGGAGAAGACAAAGUAAGGCAGAUGAUAAAUAAUGAUCGUUUAGACUCUUAUUUCAAUCAGUUGAAAGUAACUGAGUUGGAAGCCUCACAACAGUUGAAAUACAUGAAUAUUUGCAAGAGGUUGCAAUUAAAUGAAAUGUUAGACAAAAAGUACGAUGAUGGUUGCAUAACUCAAAAUGGAGCUGGUCUACAACCAGUCCCGGACUAUAAUAAGCUUAAAGAAGAAGUUGAAGCAAGUAAUUUGAAAGCGCAGGCGUUUUAUAGUGGCAAAAUUGUUGCCAAGGCAAAACAAAGCGUGGAACAAGAAGAAAGCGAAAAUCAAGUUGUCCUGCCACUAGUGGAGACUUCUAAUACAAUUGCAUUGAGGAGAAGUGUUUAUAACAAAUCUGUUUUGCAAUACAUCAAGAACCACUUGCUGGAACUGUCUGCACCGGAAUCUACUUUAUGUAAAGUUCAGGACUUAAUUAAAACAUUUAAAUUUGAGGCGAAUAAUGUUGUUUUUAAGCCGGCACAGUGGAACGUUAUUGCUUUGAUUUUAAUAAACUGUGUACGAAAAUUGGAUCAACAUUUACAAACACCGGAAUCAACAAAGUAUUUGCAAACUUGCAUUGAAAAGUUUACUAAGUCACAUGGAUUAUUAGAAGAAACUAACUCUAUUAUUGAUAACUUUGAUAAAUUUGUCGAAGAUCAUAUUUUAGGUAACAAUAAGUAAGAGUUAUCGUCUUUAUUGUUUUCAUAAACAAAUAACAUUAAUUUGGUUUUAAAAUAAAUGAAUAAAAUAAUA
Molecule: messenger RNA, 2316 nt
Organism: Dalotia coriaria
Lineage: Eukaryota; Metazoa; Arthropoda; Insecta; Coleoptera; Staphylinidae
Product: putative RNA polymerase II subunit B1 CTD phosphatase RPAP2
Exons: 6
Coding region: 76-2244 (722 amino acids)
Cellular component (GO): nucleus; cytoplasm
Molecular function (GO): RNA polymerase core enzyme binding; RNA polymerase II CTD heptapeptide repeat phosphatase activity
Source: RefSeq, a predicted model, not a curated record